This is a messenger RNA of Chironomus riparius, 1682 nucleotides long. The record is from the annotation of a GenBank genome assembly. NCBI's taxonomy places the organism in Eukaryota, Metazoa, Arthropoda, Insecta, Diptera, Chironomidae.
AUGCAUCAAUCUACUGGAUUCCCCUUCACCCCAUCAACCCCACCAUCAGGAACUUUAUUUUCACCAGAAUCCCUAAGUGCCACAAGAUUUAUAAGAAGUGGUGAAAUACCAUUAGAUUUAUCAGUCUUUAAACCAGUCCUUACACCUCCAACAACUCCAUCGCCACCCAGAAAACAGCCAAAACUACUCAAUUUAGACUUAAAAACUUUCGAUGUUUCUAAUCCAAAAAAUUCAUCGCAAUUCCUUAAAACUAUUUCAAUUGAUAACAAAAAAUAUUUUCAUAAUUCAAUUCCGUCAUCAAUUGAGGAUAUUAAUGAGAAUUCUGAGGAAUAUAUUGACAUAACUAGUUCCGAUAAUGAGAUGGAGAACUUUACAUCCACAUCAAGUGUUCCAAAAAUGAUUGAAAAUGAAAAUUUGCAUUCGAGUGACUUAACGGACGAUGAUUCUAAUCAGGAUUCUCUUGAUUCAGAUGAAAUUGUGGAUAUAGAGUCAAAUGAUGAUUCCAUAAUCUUCUCAUUAAAUGACACUGAUGACCAUGGAGUGCUGGAAAAUGGACAGCAAAUAUUUGAUGAUCCAAAACAUCAUUCAAAAGCUAUUCAUGGCUUUGCGAUGCUUUUCGAGAAGAGUGUCUACUCAGGUUCCGAAAAUUCAGCCAAAAGAUCAGCUCAGAAUCGCCAUCGACAUGAAAGGAAACGAAUGAAGCUACGGAAGCAAAUUGUUGAUGAAGAAAAUACAAGUCCAGUGUCGGGGACAAUAAUUAGAAAAUUAAAGGAUGGUGAAGAACUUGUGGUGCGUAAAGGUGAUAUAGAUCCAGCAUUUAAUAUUGUGGAAGUGACGGAGGAAGCUAAAGCUGCGAUUGCAUUGAUUGAAAAUAAACUUGGAAAUUAUAUUUGUCAGCUGUGUCGGUCCAUGUAUGAUGAUCCAUUUGCGCUGGCACAGCAUAGGUGUAGCCGAAUUGUUCAUAUUGAAUAUCGAUGCUCGGAAUGUGAUAAAGUUUUUAAUUGUCCUGCCAAUUUGGCAUCACAUAAACGAUGGCAUAAACCAAGAAAUCAAAAUUCUGAAAAGAAAUCACCACAAGAAAAACCAGAUGAACCUAGUUCUGAGAAGAAACUGCCUUCUGAAGCUUCUGAGAUCAUUGGUGCUGAUGACAAAUUUCCAUGUUCACAUUGCGGGAGGAUUUUUCGAAGAGAAUCCUACCUCAAAAAGCACAUUGUUUCUCAUCACACGCCAGUUACUGACACACCUUAUCAAACUCAACUGGCACCAGUAAGCAACAAGAUUACUGAAAUGCAGACUUUAGUCCAACAAAAUGUUCACAAAAGAUUCUUAGACUUCGAAAGAGAAAGAAGGAGAAUUCAGUCAUUUUCAGAGCUGUACUUCCAUCAGCGAUCAGCCUUUCAGUAUGUGUGUCAUCAGAGUUAUAGAACCCCAUACGACACCCUCGCUCUCUUUCCAACAUCCAACACAAUUCUACGUCCAGUCGCUAGACGUCCAACAUGGACAACAUCAUCUGCAGUGACAACUCAAUUGCCAACACAUCCUCAUCAUCAUCAUCAUCCACAAUCGACAAGUGGAAUUGCUAAUAGUUUUGAAUUUCCAAUAAAAAAUUCAGUUCCAUUCUCGUCCGUGAAUUAAAAAAAAUUGUUUUUAACGAAAAAAUGUUAGAAAAUAAAAAAGUGAAA